Messenger RNA from Pseudopipra pipra, 1226 nucleotides. RefSeq lists its product as uncharacterized. The transcript has a single exon. The record is from RefSeq and is a predicted model, not a curated record. Bases 10 to 981 code for a protein of 323 amino acids. Lineage: Eukaryota; Metazoa; Chordata; Aves; Passeriformes; Pipridae.
CCCGGCGCGAUGCACUGCUGCGGGGAGCGGUACAAACCCCUGUACCUGCCGGGGCCCGCCUACGGCACCGACACCGUCCAGCCGUGCCCGGCGCGGGCCGACGGCUGCGGGGGCACCUGCCACCCCCUGAGCAUCAUCAAGGGCCCGGCGCCCCGCUGGCAGAGCUACCCCCAGCCCCUCACCUACGUGUGCCCCCCGCCCGCCGUGAGCCAGCCCUCCCUGCUGCCGUGCCAGCCCUCCCUGCUGCCGUGCCAGCCCUACGUGCAGAAGUGCCUGCUGCUGUACUCCGAGCCCUGCGAGACCACCCGGCUGCUGCCCAGCGUCAGGUUCGGCCCCGGGCAGAGCUGCCAGCCCUGCGAGACCGCCGGGCCCGACAAGAAGCGGGUGGCCAAGAGCCUCCCCCCGUGCGUCACCCGGUGCCCGGAGCCGGGCAAGCUGCGGUUCCCCCCGUGCGCCAUCCGGUACUCGGCGUCGUGCCGGGCCGGGGGAAGGUCCCCCCGCCUGGCCAAGAGCUCCUCGCGCUGGUUCGGCCCCGACCUGCGGCCGCCCGCGCUCCCCGGCUACUCCCUGCCCCUGGGGGGGGUCACCGAGUGCCCCCCGCAGCCCUGCAUCGCCCGCCCCUGCCCGCAGGAGUACGCGGGGGGCUUCCCCCAGCACAAGUGCACCAAGGGCUACCCCACCCAGGAGUGCGCGCCCACCCCCUCGGCCGAGCAGCGCCUCGCCAAGGGCCCCCCCGAGCCGCGGGCCACCAAGUGUCCCCCCGGGAAGGGGCUCAAGGAGUGUCCGGCGCAGAAAUCGGCCGCCAAAAGCUCGCUGCCGCAAGAGGGAGCGAAGGCCAAGGGCUCCUCCGCGCAGCACCUGAGCAAGAGCCGCUGCCUGUACCCGCGGGCCCCCCAUCGCCCCGGGCACCACCACCCCGCGGCGGCCAAGCGCUCCAGCCACCCCAAAAAGAGCCGCUGCGCUUCCAAGUGGAUCUGGUGAAGGCGGAGGCUGCGGGACCCCUCGGGAAGCAGCUGCGAACCCAGCGAGACGCGUGGCUGAGGGCUGAGGUUCCUGCCCCGCCUCCCCCCGCUCCCGUUCCCGAGCCCCGCAGGAGCCUCGGCCGCGUUUCCCCCCUCCCUGGUCGUACCCGUGUCCAGCUCGUUCGGUGCCUUCCCUUCCUUCUCGGACCACAAUUCGGCUGUCCCUGCCCCGGAGAAGGUGCUGGGGAGAAGUUUGGCAGCUCU